This is a messenger RNA of Lichtheimia ornata, 297 nucleotides long. RefSeq lists its product as uncharacterized. Bases 1 to 297 code for a protein of 98 amino acids. The record is from RefSeq and is a predicted model, not a curated record. Gene Ontology annotation, biological process: mitochondrial electron transport, ubiquinol to cytochrome c. The transcript has 4 exons. NCBI's taxonomy places the organism in Eukaryota, Fungi, Mucoromycota, Mucoromycetes, Mucorales, Lichtheimiaceae.
AUGGGUCUGACUGAUAUCUUGUCAAGCAUCUUUCCCACUGCAUAUGCUGAAGAGGAGCAAGUUGUUGAAGUUGUUGAGGAAGUAGUUGAGGAGGAAGAACCUGAGGAGGUUGAGGAUCCCAAAGAAGCCAUUAUGGAAGAAUGUGAAAAGGAUUGCGCCGCAUUGAAGAAACACCUUGAUGAGUGCAACGAACGCGUGGAAAACGGCUCAGAGGAAAACUGCAUUGAGGAAUUCUUUCACUUUAUGCAUUGUGCUGAUGAGUGCGCUGCACCCAAGAUCUUUGCUGCAACAAAGUAG